This is a messenger RNA of Daphnia pulicaria, 1707 nucleotides long. RefSeq names its product TWiK family of potassium channels protein 18-like. Lineage: Eukaryota; Metazoa; Arthropoda; Branchiopoda; Diplostraca; Daphniidae. Gene Ontology annotation, molecular function: potassium ion leak channel activity. The transcript is spliced from 4 exons. Gene Ontology annotation, biological process: stabilization of membrane potential; potassium ion transmembrane transport. Bases 58 to 1647 code for a protein of 529 amino acids. Gene Ontology annotation, cellular component: membrane. The record is from RefSeq and is a predicted model, not a curated record.
CUGUUUUUUCUCGGGGUUCUCAGUUGUAUAUUCGGCCGGGAAGCGGUUGAGCACGACAUGGGAUCGUCUCGUUUGCGCCAAAGUUCAUUGGAGGAACGUUACCGCAAAUGUUUGCGCAUUUCGUUGACCUUCCUCUUCUCUCAGGUGGGUCUCAUUGGGUUGGUGGUGGCCUAUUCGGCCGCCGGGGCCGUCCUUUUCGAGUGGCUGGAAGCCGAUCAGGAAAUCGAACCGCGUCGCAAGAUCCUGCAGAUUCGACUCGACUGUCUCGACGAUUUGAAUCGACUCAAUCGGCAGCAGUUUGACAACAAUUCCGAUGAAUUAUGGGCCAUCAAAGCCGGCGCUCUUCUCAAAGCGUUUGAAACUCAAGUGGUCAAGGCCACCAAAGUGGAGGGAUACGACGGUAAAGAAGUGGACGACGCCGAACGGCAAUGGUCCGUCAGCGGAUCGCUACUUUAUUCCAUCACCGUCAUCACCACCAUAGGUUAUGGCAAUUUAGCUCCGAAGACGGGCCCCGGCAAAGUGGUGACUAUCAUCUACGCCCUGAUUGGAAUCCCAUUGAUGCUCCUGUGUCUAUCCAAUUUGGGCUCCUUCAUGGCCAGCAGUUUCCAGUUCGCCUUUGGUAAACUCUACUGCUGUUUCUGGUGUUCCAGUCAAAAGUGUUGUUGCAACAACAGCAACUACAGGCGACAGAGGAGGAGACAACAUCACCAACAACAAUUGAAAACGCUGACCCAACCCGGUCACGUCCUCUCGUCCAAUCCACCGACCAACAACAACAACAAACAACAGCCAAUCAAAGCGCAACCGGUUGUCCAGCAGGUUAAACGGGAGAAAGUGACAACGGACAAUGACGGGAUGACGGCCGAAGAUUUGGCUCAAUUAGCCGAACGGGACUACGACAUUGUCAUCAACUGCGAUGCUGGGCUAAUCAGCCGGACCCAACAACAACAACAGCGGGUGGUCAUCUCCGGCUUGAAUUACUGCGGGAGCGACAGGUUGAACGACAAGGCUCGAAUCUUAUUGGCCGAUUGUUCGCGUUACGACUCGAAAGCUGAUGAUCAAGGAGCUGCUCCUAAGCCACACCUUGAUGUUGGCUGGCCAUCAGCGGAGGAGCCGGACGGCGGCCAAGGCCAGCAGCAACGCCACCAAGUGAUGCAGUGUGAUUCACCAGCAGCAGCACCACCUGCUGUGCAAACGACCGACAUAAAAUCGAUGCUGGGCAUCGUUCCAGCAUCAGCAGAUGGAAUAAUAGAAUCGGCUAAAGUGAAUCAACACGGCACCGCUGGUCCGACAGUCGUUAAUGCUAAAGGCCAGCAACAACAGCAGCAACGGGUGCCCGUCUCUGUGGUGCUGGCCUUUCUAGUGGGUUACAUCUGCAUCGGAGCGGCCGUCUUCUCCGCCUGGGAAGAAUGGUCCUACCUGGACGGGGCUUAUUUCAGUUUCAUCACCUUGUCGACCAUCGGAUUCGGCGAUCUGGUGCCCGGCUCCAAAGUCCUGGAACAGGGCGAAACCAAAUUGGUGGCCUGUAUCGUUUACCUGGUCGUCGGCCUGGCCAUGAUCGCCAUGUCGUUCAAUCUCGUCCAGGAGGAGGUCAUUUACAAUUUCCAGCGACUGGGCCAGAACAUGGGCAUCCUGGACGAGAAAUAAUUCAUAUCUAUUUUAAUUCUAAUAAUAUUAGUUGGAUGAAAAUACACAGAGUUAACUAUA